This is a messenger RNA of Protopolystoma xenopodis, 471 nucleotides long. The record is from the annotation of a GenBank genome assembly. Lineage: Eukaryota; Metazoa; Platyhelminthes; Monogenea; Polystomatidea; Polystomatidae.
CUGACACCUCAUCCUCUCUUGACGGAACUGCUGCCCUCGUUUGGAACUAAGCUACUCUCUGAGCCGGCCAAUCAGGCUGACGCGAUUCAGUUGAAAAUGGAAAAAUCGUCUCGUCCUUCCGUCGUGCCCCACUUGUCGAAACUAAGCGGUAGCCAUGACUACGGCCCCAGCGACUCCGGUGUCUUCCGAUUCAACCGACAUCAGCAUUGGGAGGUGCCGUCUUCUCGAUUGAGCCAGACUCAUCGUCAUCUGACCUCCGGUGGUCCGUUCAGCCUGCUCUUCUGGAUCAGAUUUCAAGGAGGAGAAGGACAGAGUCGAGGAUCCAGUGCAACUGUGGAGAGUCCGGAUGAUCCGCUAGACGCAUCUUCCAUUGGCCUGCGAAUGAAUAAGGCCAUCGGUGGCACCGGACGACAGGCCAUCGUUUGCAACUCGGACAACUCAGGUGGGCUAAGCAAGAAAAUCAUUUUUUGA